Molecule: messenger RNA, 4425 nt
Organism: Galleria mellonella (greater wax moth)
Lineage: Eukaryota; Metazoa; Arthropoda; Insecta; Lepidoptera; Pyralidae
Gene: thw
Exons: 8
Coding region: 173-4246 (1357 amino acids)
Cellular component (GO): extracellular region
Molecular function (GO): chitin binding
Source: RefSeq, a predicted model, not a curated record
CGCCGGCGACCGUCCGCCGCGUGCGCAUCUUCACACGCGUCAACUUGUAGCGCUCUCGUGGCAAGUGCAUCAACUAUUGUAAUUAGUGUGUGCGUUGCCGUGAGCUGGAAGACGGUGUUUGGUGAAAAUUCCGUAACUGAAGACUAUCUAGGACAUAAAGAUAAACAGUAUAAUGCGGUGGCGAAGAGAAGUAUCAGGGUGCAGAAUGAUACCCAAGAUACUGUUGCUUGUUGCAAUAUUGACAAUAAGCGUGUGCGAUGCGGCUCGGCGACCAGCGCAGCGUAGAAAGGACACCUCCCGAUCCUCGGACCUCUACGUUCCGGCUCCAAGUGCAGAGAGUCUAACGGCGAUCGCUCAAGCGAUGGGUGCAGCUGGCUUCGAGCACUACACGGAGGGCCGAUCGUUGGUCAAACGGCUGAUACCAUCCGAAAGUCAGCCGGACCUUGACGUUGUUGAACACCAAGGUGUAAUAGGCAAAGCUGGUGUGGAUUUCCCGGCGUACCCGAACAUCCCAAACACAGGAUUCAACUGCAAGAACGUGCCAACUGGAUACUACGCAGACUUGGAGACCGAUUGCCAGGUAUUUCAUAUUUGUGAUACAUCACGGAAGAUUUCGUUCCUGUGUCCAAACGGCACCAUCUUCAGCCAGUCCCACCUCAUCUGUGACUGGUGGUUUAAGGUGGACUGCGCAUCAGCCCCAGCUCUCUACGAGUCCAGUGCUGAGUAUUAUUCAAAUGAGCAGAAAAAGACACAGAAGGUAACGCAAAGUUUAAGCAAGAAUUCUGAUCUCCAACAGAUUGGCACUGAUAAUAAUUUCCGGGCGGAAUCCAGAAGAUCAUCAGUUAAUAUUCCUACAGCUACUGAGCGACUCCUAAAACACCGACAGAGACUUCAUGCUGAAUCCCCGAUCGGCAAUGCAAAAAUAACUUCUAGAGGCUACCAAGGCUUGUAUGACAAUUCUAAUCCAACACAAAGAACACAACCUACAACUGCUUUUGAUAACAAGAGAAGAAACUUGGUGCAAUUAAUUACAAAUGGUUUCGGCAAUACUCCAGUAAAGCCUACCUUGCCUACUUAUACCGAAGCCCCGUCAUUUAGAUCCACUUUAGCUGCCGUAGACUAUAACAGCAUUAGAGAAAUGCAGGUCGCAGCUGAAACAGCAUCUUUUACGAACAAUAACAAUAGACAAUUUUUACAAGAUUAUAAUAGCAAAAAUUUCCGACCCUAUCCAGUUUAUACUCCAAAUCUUACUCCAAAACCAAUCAAAACCAAGAACAAUCCAAACUUAACUACUUUGUAUGAUAUCCGUGAUAAAAACUUAAAUCAUGGAAGACAAGAAACGACAACGAAACGCGUAGUUAGUUAUGACACGACUACUCAGCGUACAGUAAGUCAAGAAGAGACAACAAAACGGCCUACUUUAAUACCAUACACAAAAAGUUACACUACAAGCGUGUAUGAUAGACGAGACCCAUAUACCAGGCCUGGCGUAUCAUUGUUGAAAAGUUUUAUUGAUAAAGAAAAAAACAAAACUGGGACUUCCACAACGGAACAAAUAACUGAGACUCCCCCCAACAUACUGAGUAUAGACACAAAUGUAACAACUAAUACAGAAAAUAUUAAAAUUGAAACAAAGAAUACCUUUGAAUCUGCUACAAAAAUACCUCAGACGACCAGAAAUGGACAAUCUCUAUCAACCAAAACAUCUGAUAUAUUUUCUAAAUCUAAUAACUUAAAUCAGGUCUCUACUGAGGCGUAUCAAGAACGAAGAGACAGACUUAUCAGAAAACUCAAUUUAGAGACUUUUGGAUAUUCCUCACCUACUUCGCCCACAACUGUAACUGAUAAGUACUAUGGUGAUUUACCUAACCGACCCGGUUUAGUUGUACCGCCAUCCUUGACUCCAAAAACUCUUCACAGUUUGGCUAUUUAUUAUGCAACUGCUUUAGACAACAUAUCUACUACUCCAUCACCUGAAGAAGAGACAGAAACUAUUUCACCUCAAUUUGAUGAUUAUGAGCAAGUACUUGAACAAGGCCUGCCAGCGCUUUUUAGCCGACAAACUAUUAGUAAAUACAGCAAACUAUUUAGAAAUGGUAAAAAGAAUGAAGAGUUACUCGAAGAAAUUAAAUUAGAUCCUAACGGAACAUAUAACGAAUUAGCAGAAGAUUUAUCCGUUCAACAAAGUCAAAACCCAAUAGCCGCAUCUCCCCAAAUUAGAGAACUAGCUCAAGUAUUUACUCAUGCUCUCUCUGCAUACCUCCAAGAUCCUGUACAAUUUAGAAAAGCUUUGUCUGAUAUUAGACCAACUCACCCGUCAUUCGGUGACAUGAUGGCAACUGAGGCAUAUAAUACGGAACCAACAACUACUGUAAACGAAGAUGACGAUGAAAUAUUAGGUUUUUCAGAUGACAAUAAAGUUUCUCGACCUUUGAUUUCUUUGAGGGAUGCAAAAUCUAUUAAUCUUUCGACUAAUUAUCCAUCAAUAUCUGAACAACCGACAACACAACAUCAAGUUAUUACUGAAAUUGUGCCAACGACUUAUCAUACAACUACACCAAGAAGUCCUUUCAGAUGUUGUGGCAGAAUAUCGGCUUCAUAUACUACAGCCUCUACCCCUAUUCUCACAACAACGCCUACAAGUUUUACCAAUACCGUUGCCGCUAAAAUUAAUUCCCUUGUCAACAACAGUGAAACGUUCAUUACUUCGACAGAAAGCUCUUAUGCUACCCCCACUUAUGUCGGAGUCCGUAGUACUGCAUCUGAUUUAUCUUCAGCUCCAUAUGGUCAAGGAUUAAAUCCUACUAAUGCGAAGCCUUUGAAUGAAUAUGUACAGGCCACAAACCUACCAACUGCUUGGGGUAUUGAUAUAUCUGAAUCAGCGGCUCCACUAACAAAUGCAAAUAAUAUUGAUGGUUUCGAAAGUAAAAAAAUAAAAACCGCCCCUGAAUUCGCGACUACAACACCAGUCUAUUUCACUGAAAGUGACAGUAUUGAAUUAGAAAAUGAGGAAGAAUUGCAAAGAGCACAUAGCCAAUCAUUCUUAAGUCCACAAAAUAAUCUUGUAAACAAUCGUCAUGGAAAACAAAUUAAUAUAGAUGAUACCAAACCACAGCAAACACCUUCCGAAGAACUAGAAGCACCAACAAUACCAGACAUUGAAGCGACAACUGUACUUACUACAACUCAACAGCCACAGACUACCACAGUCAAACUUGAAGAACUUGAUGUUACCACAUUAUCAACAAUUCCUGAAAAAAUAUUUACGUCUCCCGACGUCGAAAAGACAACUAGCCAAUUCCAAUGGUCCAGCACUUUUGGUAAUUGGCAAUCCACGUUCAUUGACCCCAUUACUUUAAACGACGGUUUAAGCCCAUCUAGCCCUGAUGAAGUGUCUCAAGUAGCUAGACAAACAAAUAGCUGGGAGACAAACACUGCCACCACAGUUUCACCAGUAUAUACUGGCUCUAGCGAGCAAUCUGUUUCAUCAUCUAUAGCUAUUGAGAUAACAACACCUACAAGUAUAUCUGAUAACCGAGUUGGAAGAUAUAUAAAUGAUCUUUCAGCCACUGAGCCAAACCAAGACCUAUCGACAAUCGCAGAUACUGUUGUAGAAAAAGCAAAGGAGAUAAUGGGAGGCAUGAACGCUACAACUACCGAGAAACUCAUGAAUGUUAUGAAGAAGACUAAAUCUAAAAGUGUUAAAAGACUGAUACUUCUUCUGGUCCAAACAUGCGAUGAUGAUCACAAUACAACAGCGGAAGCAUCUAAAAAGGCUUUAUUAGAAGCACUAAUGGCGGUUUCUCCGAAAGACAUGGACGAAAUUGCCAAAGAGGAACUCGAAGAGAUUCCUUUAACGACAACUGAUUAUGAAUCUGUAGGAACAACAGUGAAUAAGAGGAAUGAUAGGCGGAGACCUAAAAGUUUUAAUUCCGAGUCGCAAGCUAUAAACUCUCUGUCGAAUCCUACAGUGACAGAAGUAGUGCGAACGACCACUGAAGUUAUAACAGAGACUAUACCUACCACAAUAAGUCCUGUAAAAUCGGCACCAGUCAAUCGUAGGGGUCAUAGGAAGUUUGGUACCAAGACAACUCCAGUUGAGGAUAAGACUACCAAAUCUCCGCUUGAUAUACCUCAUGCGGAAGCCAGAAUAGCGCCACAGGAACCGCAACUUAAAGGUUCUUCAGAUACACGUGCUUUAGAAUUAUUAAGGUCUCUUUAUACAAUCGCAUCGCGAUGGGGUUGAAGUUACUAGACUGUUUUAAAGUACUGGACAUAUACAUUUAUAUUUAGGGGGUUUUGGUUGCAUUUUGAUAAAUUUACUUCUUCGCAAAGUGAUAAAAUACUCAUUUUUUAAUUAGUCAUAUUUUUUCGUAAAGUGAAUUAUCAAAAGUACACAUACUUGAACAGGAAUUAUUGUAAAUA